Chlamydomonas reinhardtii is the source of this 1619-nucleotide messenger RNA. RefSeq lists its product as uncharacterized. NCBI's taxonomy places the organism in Eukaryota, Viridiplantae, Chlorophyta, Chlorophyceae, Chlamydomonadales, Chlamydomonadaceae. The transcript has 8 exons. Bases 248 to 1198 code for a protein of 316 amino acids. The record is from RefSeq and is a predicted model, not a curated record. Gene Ontology annotation, cellular component: cytoplasm. Gene Ontology annotation, molecular function: phosphatase activity.
GUUAUAGUGCCUUGGAUAACAUGUUUGCUAUACAUCAUUUGAACUCAUACUCGCUUGCCCUCACCCUCUGUGACCGGCCAUAAAACCGGCGACAAACUUGUUGAUGCUCAUGCUCACCGGCCUUCCCACAACUUCGCGGCCCGUAAAAGCAGUUACAGCUUGCCCCCUUCGCGCUUUCAGCGUGAACGCUCGCCGAGCCGGGAGUUUGACUCCAUCUGCAACACUUGCGCAGUUGCAAGAAGACGCGAUGCCGCCGACUAACCGUGUGGCAGACCCUGAGGAUGCGGAGAAUACAAAGAACUCGGUGUGCCCUCGCAUCAAUAUGAUCCCGGUCAAGUACACCAAGACCAUCCACUUUGUCCGCCACGGGCAAGGGUUCCACAACGUGGCAGGACAAAUAAACCACGACAACUACAAGAGCUGGGAGCACUUUGACGCGCAUCUGACGGAGCUGGGCUGGCGGCAGGCAGAGAACCUGGGCAAGCACGUGGCUGCCACCCGGCUGCCUGUUGAGCUGGUGGUGGUGGCGCCGCUGCAGAGGGCCAUGGAGACGGCGGUAGCGGCGUUCGGCAAACACGAGGACCCAGCAGUGGCGGCAGCAGCGGCCUCUGGAGCUGCGAACGGGAACGGGAACGGCGUGUCGUCGUCCUCGGGGGACGACGUGCCGCUGCUGAUGGUGGCGCAGGAGGGUGUGGAGGGGAAGGCCACGGCGCACGCGGCGGUGUCGGGGCGCGGCUGCCCGCCCUUCCUGGCGCACGAGCUGUGCCGGGAGCACAUCGGUGUGCACCCAUGCGACAAGCGCAGCAGCAUCACUGAGUACCGGAAGCGGUUCCCGGGCAUCGACUUCUCGCUGGUGAGCCCGGACGAGGAUGUGCUGUGGACCGCCGACGUGCGCGAGAGCAAGGAGGCCAUCCGUCGCCGCGGCCUCGCCUUCCUCAAGUGGCUGCUGACGCGGCCCGAGCGGGAGAUUGCGGUGGUGACGCACUCCAGCUUCCUGCACUUCACGCUGUCGUGCUUCGGACACGGCGCGGCGACGCAGGUGCAGGGCGAGCUGCACAAGUGGUACGAGAAUUGCGAGAUGCGCACGGUGGUGCUCACAGACGACAGCGACGAGGGCGUGGCGGCGGCCUCGCACGGGGCCACCGACCCCUGGCACUUCGCAGGCGGUUCGAACGCCGUCAGCGGCCAGCAGCAGUAGUUUGGCCGGGGGAGCACGGGAUUUGAAGGGGCCUGCUGAGCUGGUCCGGCUGGCGUGUAGCGGUCGCUGUCUGCCGCCGCUGGCCUCUGCAGCGGCGGGUGCGCCAGUCGUCGUUUGCAUGGUCAGCAAGGCGGUGAUGAACGGACGCAAGGUGGCGUGACUCAAUAUAAUGUGCUGGCGUGCGUACAGCUAAGGCACUGCGAGCGGCGGGCGUGCUGGGUGUAGUGUUGCUGUAGAAAUCUUCUUGACCGGUACAGUGAGCUCAGUCUACUACAUUGAUCCUUUCGUAACGUGCGUUAAUUUUAUAUCGAUUAAGUGGAGAUCCCACGCGGGGUCGCCCUCUAGCAAGUCUAGCAAGAUCAGGACACCCGGUUAAAACCUCCAAAGCUCCAAGCAUGUGUCCAUGUAACCUUGCCUUCCG